This is a messenger RNA of Pochonia chlamydosporia 170, 198 nucleotides long. Its product is annotated as ribosomal l29e protein family domain-containing protein. Gene Ontology annotation, cellular component: ribosome; cytosolic large ribosomal subunit. Gene Ontology annotation, biological process: cytoplasmic translation. Bases 1 to 198 code for a protein of 65 amino acids. The record is from RefSeq and is a predicted model, not a curated record. The transcript is spliced from 4 exons. Gene Ontology annotation, molecular function: structural constituent of ribosome. Lineage: Eukaryota; Fungi; Ascomycota; Sordariomycetes; Hypocreales; Clavicipitaceae.
AUGGCGAAAUCAAAGAACUCCUCGCAGCACAACCAGUGGCGCAAAGCCCACCGCAACGGCAUCAAGAAGCCCAAGACCUCGAGGUACCCCUCACUGAAGGGCACUGAUCCCAAAUUUCGACGAAACCAUCGACAUGCGCUUCACGGCACUGCUAAGGCAUUGAAAGAGGCCAAGGAGGGUAAGAGGGAGGUGGUAUAA